Messenger RNA from Cajanus cajan (pigeon pea), 1525 nucleotides. Its product is annotated as protein BASIC PENTACYSTEINE2. Lineage: Eukaryota; Viridiplantae; Streptophyta; Magnoliopsida; Fabales; Fabaceae. Gene Ontology annotation, biological process: response to ethylene. Gene Ontology annotation, cellular component: nucleus. The record is from RefSeq and is a predicted model, not a curated record. Gene Ontology annotation, molecular function: DNA-binding transcription factor activity; sequence-specific DNA binding.
UCUCUCUCUCUCUCUCUCUCUCUCUCUCUCUCUCUCCGCUCUCUCUUUCUCUCUCCCUCUCUUUCCUUAAAAAUUUGAAUACAUGGGUCCUUCUUCUACCGUUCAGUCUCCAUAUAAAUAAUUUCUUCUACGAAUUUGUUUUUUCUUCGCCAUUACGACUCGGAUCUAUUCCCAAUUUUUGGAACCCUAAAAUGGGAAUUGGGGAUCUGCGAGCCGUGAGAGUCCUUUCUCUGUGUGUUGUUUUGUUCACGGGAAAAUGUGGGAAUCGUAAUGGUGUUCAGAUCCUGGGGUUUUUAUUCUGUGGCGAUUAGAUCGCCAAAGUUUCGAUUUUUUUACUUGGAAGCGGCGAAUCUGGACCUGUAUGAGCCUGAUUUGAGAAUUUGGCUGUGUUGUGAUGGAUGAUGAUGUGUUGAACAUGCCCAAUUGGGGUUACUAUGAACCCUUCAGAGGGGGACAUCUUGGUCUGCAGCUCAUGCCUGGAAUGAAUGAUCGAGACACAAAGCCAUUUUUGCCUGGUCGUGAUCCUCCUAUGUUAAUGGGUGCAAAUGGAACUUUUCACCCACGGGAUUGUGUUGUUUCCGAAGCAUCAAUUCCAUUGAAUUAUGUCAGAGAUAAUUGGAUAAGCCAGAGGGAUAGGUUUUUCAAUAUGCAGCCCCCAAAUCCUAAUUAUACUGUUCUUCCAGAGACAUCAGGAGCUCCUUCCUUGCAAAUUAUACAGCCACCUGAUACAUCAAGGGAUGAGAAGGUGGAUAGAGUUGAAGAGUUAGUUGUCAAAAAGGAAGCUGGUCAGCCGAAGAAAAGGCAAACUAGGGGUGCUCUGACUACCCCAAAAGCUAAGAAACCUAGGAAGCCAAAGGAUAAUAGCAAUGUUUCAGUUCAACGUGUGAAGCCACCAAAGAAGACUAUGGAGCUUGUUAUUAAUGGAAUUGAUAUGGACAUUUCUGGUCUACCCAUUCCAGUUUGUUCGUGCACUGGGGCUCCUCAGCAGUGUUAUCGUUGGGGCUGCGGAGGUUGGCAGUCGGCUUGUUGCACCACAAAUGUGUCGAUAUAUCCCUUGCCUAUGAGCAUGAAAAGGCGUGGUGCAAGGAUAGCUGGGCGGAAAAUGAGUCAAGGUGCUUUUAAAAAGGUCUUAGAGAAACUUGCAGCUGAAGGUUAUAAUUUUGCUAACCCUAUUGAUCUGAAGACUCAUUGGGCCAGACAUGGCACCAACAAGUUUGUCACGAUCAGGUAGAUAGGUUCUGCUGAGACACAUGACAUUUGGUCUGUUUCACCUGUAUAUACACCUGUGUGGUCUUUCACACAGAUGUUGAGUUAUUUGUUAUCCAAGAAUUUUCUGUUGUGGUACUUCUUCUACCUAAAAUUUGGAUAUUCCAGUUCUUUUGUUCUUUUUCCCUCUUCGGCUUAUGUGAUAAGGGACAACCAUUUUAUAUGGCAUCAGCAUUUAUGUAGAUGAGUUAUAACUAGAUAGACUAGUUUUGGAUGAUUCUCAUUCACAUUUUAAUUUAAAAUUAUCAUCAUUUUUCAA